UUCACUCCAUUUUCAAUCCCCGCAAUGAACAAAAGCAAGAUUCAUCGGCCUGGAUUCCCUACUUCAAAGGGUUUAGGCAGCUUUGGUGAUGCCAAUUGCAUGGAACAACUUUUAGUGCACUGCGCAAACGCUAUCGAAAGCAACGACGCCACUCUAGCGCAGCAGAUUCUUUGGGUUCUCAACAACAUCGCACUACCAGAUGGUGAUUCCAACCAGCGGUUAACAUGUGCUUUCCUUCGAGCUCUCAUCGUCCGAGCAGCAAAAAAUGGCACCUGCAAAAUGCUUGCAGCGAUGGCCAACACUCAUCGCAACCUCUCUGUAGACAUCCACACUUUCUCAAUCAUCGAGCUGGCUAGCUUCGUCGACUUAACCCCGCGGCAUCGGUUCGGUUUCACAGCGGCGAAUGCAGCCAUACUAGAAGCUGUUGAAGGGUAUUCGGUCGUUCAUAUAGUUGAUUUAAGCUUGACACAUUGCAUGCAAAUCCCUACAUUGAUCGAUGCCAUAGCCAAUAGGCUCGAAGGACCUCCACUAGUGAAACUCACAGUUGCCGGUGGCGCAGCUGAAGAUGUCUCACCGAUGCUUGAUCUUUCAUACGAAGAGUUAGGCUCCAAAUUGGUUAACUUCGCUAGGUCCCGCAACGUCAUACUGGAAUUCAGAGCGAUACCUUCGAGUUACGUCGAUGGAUUCUUUUCUUUGAUCGAGCAGCUUCGAGUUCAACAUUUAGUAUAUGCAGAGAGCGGUGAGGCUCUAGUUAUAAACUGUCAUAUGAUGCUUCAUUAUAUACCAGAAGAAACUUUGCCUCCUCUUUCUGAUAUAAAUUCAAACCCUUAUUCAUUUGAAUCAUAUUUUUCCGGUACUCAAUCUCUUCGAACCAUGUUUCUAAAGGCGCUUCGAGUGUUAGACCCAACAAUUGUUGUACUAGUCGAUGAGGAUGCGGACUUGACAUCGAAUAAUUUGGUGUGUAGAUUAAGGUCUGCUUUCAAUUAUCUAUGGAUACCCUACGAUACGGUGGACAAGUUUCUUCCACAAGGGAACAAGCAGAGGCAGUGGUACGAGGCUGACAUUUGUUGGAAGAUAGAGAAUGUGAUAGCUCAUGAAGGUCUGCAAAGGGUCGAGAGGCUCGAACCAAAGAGCCGGUGGGUGCAGCGGAUGCGAAACGCCGGGUUUCGCGGGGUUAAAUUCGGUGAAGACGCCAUCUCCGAAGUGAAAACAAUGCUUGAUGAACAUGCAGCUGGAUGGGGAUUGAGGAAAGAAGAUGAUGAUCUUCUACUUACUUGGAAAGGACAUAAUGUUGUAUUUGCCACAGCUUGGGUGCCCGCUUGAAGCUCAUUUUUUUCUUCUUCAUGAAAUUAUAAUUUGAAUUUUCUUGU
Hibiscus syriacus is the source of this 1370-nucleotide messenger RNA. Its product is annotated as scarecrow-like protein 32. Gene Ontology annotation, molecular function: DNA-binding transcription factor activity; sequence-specific DNA binding. The record is from RefSeq and is a predicted model, not a curated record. Lineage: Eukaryota; Viridiplantae; Streptophyta; Magnoliopsida; Malvales; Malvaceae. Bases 25 to 1323 code for a protein of 432 amino acids. Gene Ontology annotation, cellular component: nucleus. The transcript has a single exon. Gene Ontology annotation, biological process: regulation of DNA-templated transcription.